AUGCGUAAUCUCGGCCGGAUGGGGGAUAUCGUUCGAAAGGGUGGGUGGUGGAUGUUGUUGGUGACAGAACACUUCCUGGCAUCCGAUCCAUGUGGAGAUCACGGACAGAACGGUUCCAGUAAACGAUUUACCGGCAUUGCGCUAACAGGAUUGAUCAAUGCCAAGAUGCGACUCCCGAUUUCUCUCGACAUGCUGUUGCAUCCUCCGUUUUUACCUGAUGAUGGCGGCAUAAAAUUUCCCAUGGAAAUCAAACGGCGUUUCCAGCUUGAGGUGCACCCGUUCCUUACUUAUCUCUUAAACAGUCUUGAGAAACAUCAACGACUAGAGAAGCAAGUGAUUUUACCUCCCUUGAUAUUUCCAUCUCCAGACGACAACGUCGCCCUUGUGGUGGGCCAUGCAUCUGUUUUUACAAAACAGGAAUAUAAUCCCAUCCAUACCGGUAUCAAAAACCAGUAUACAUAA
Messenger RNA from Histoplasma capsulatum G186AR, 462 nucleotides. RefSeq lists its product as uncharacterized. The transcript is spliced from 2 exons. The coding region runs from base 1 to 462 and encodes 153 amino acids. The record is from RefSeq and is a predicted model, not a curated record. Lineage: Eukaryota; Fungi; Ascomycota; Eurotiomycetes; Onygenales; Ajellomycetaceae.